AUGGCGGCGUGCGGGGCGUCGCGGCCGGCCUGGUGCCUGCGGAGGGUCGGGGUGGGCGGCGGCUGGCUGCUGCUGGAGGCCGGCACGCAGGUAACUGUAGGCCGGGGAUUAGAUCUCACGUACCAGCUGGUGUCAAAAACCUGUCCCUUGAUGAUUUCUCGUAAGCACUGUGUUUUCCAGCAAAAUGCAGAAGGGCAGUGGACUGUUAAGGAUAAUAAGAGUCUAAAUGGAGUUUGGCUUAAUAAACAACGUCUGGAUCCUUCAAAAACCUAUCCUUUAGCAGAAGGAGACCGCAUCCAGUUGGGAGUGCCUUUGGAAAACAGAGAGACUGCUGAAUAUGAGUAUGAAGUAAUUAGAGAGGAGUGGGAGAAAAUCAGACCCUUUUUAGCCCAAAGGAGUGACCUGGGUAAAACCAAGAGCUCAAGGUCUAAACGUAAAUUUACUUUGGAAGAAUCGGAGACGUCUGGCUCAGAAGGCCCUUCAAAUUCCAGAUCCAAAAGGGACAGAGUGUCAUGUGAUGGUGAACCUUUGAGUAAUCUGUUGGCAAGAGUAGGAGAGACAAAGCAGUUGACAGACAAGAUGGAGGUCAAGCUGCCCUCUGCUGGGUCAAGUGAGGAUGAUGGGGGUCCAGUGCGUGGUAGCCCUGAUUGCUCUGAGAAAGCUGUGGCUGUUGCUCAUGAGGGCCAGAAACACUCUGUUCUUUCUCAGUCAUGGACUGGCCUGGAAAAGCUGAGGAAAACUCUCAUAGACAUAAAGAAGUUAAAAGUCAAAGUGCAGGAGAAACAGACAGCAGUUCUGAAUGCGAAACAGAAGCGCAGGAAGGCUGCUCAGAAGACAAUCCUAACGAUGGAAAAAGAGCUGCAAGAAUUGCAGGACAAGCUGUGCACAGAACAAGUACAGCAUCAGCAGCAGGUGGAAGAGCUGGAAAGGACAUUCUCCAAAGAGAAGCAGAAGCUAGAGGGAGAGAAAUGGCAAGAUGGGGAAGAGAAUCUGAAGGAGCAGCUGGCCCAGGUUCUGCAAGAGCAUCAUGCUCUGAUGGAAGAACUGAGCCGUAGUAAAAAAGAUUUUGAGGAGAUAAUUCGAGCCAAGAAUAAAGAACUGGAGGAAACCAAGGUGGAGAAGGAAAAGGUGAAAGCCCAAAAAGAAGAAGUGUUGAAUCAGAUGAAUGAUGUGCUAGAGAAUGAGCUGCAGUGCACGAUCUGUUCUGAGCACUUCAUUGAGGCAGUCACUCUGAACUGUGCACACAGCUUCUGCUCCUACUGUAUAGACGAGUGGACAAAGCGCAAAGUGGAAUGCCCCAUCUGCAGGCAGGAGAUUAAGUCGAAGACACGCUCUCUGGUGCUGGAUAACUGCAUUGACAGGAUGGUAGAAAAUCUGGAUGUGGAAAUGAAAGAGCAUCGCCUGACCCUGAUCAGAGAGCGGAAAGAGAAACGAAAUGUGUUGGUGAACCCAGCCACAGACAAUGACAGCAGCAUCAUUCCUUCCAUCUAUUCCAUCUUGUCAAUCAGCAGUUGUGACAGUGAGGACUCUGAGGAGGAUUCUUAUUAUAAUGGAAGCUACUGCAUUAUCUAAACAAUGUAACUGCAGGCUGGCUUGCCUGCGUGCUGACCGGAAACAGUCUAAUGGAGUUUGGUUUACUACUGCUGGUUGAGUGGACUGGGCAUCUGGAAGGAGAGAUUCAGUGAAGAAGCUGGAACUGGAGCUGAGCAUUAGCAACAUUUGGAAGAACGACCUUAUUUUUUAAGAGAAUGUACAGAAGCUUGAUCUCUCAAACAAGACUGGGACCGUGGGAGAACAAACUGCUAUUAUGCUAGAUGGUUGACAUAUAAGGCCUAGGUUUCCAGGAUCACUUCCGACAUACUCAGCGUGGUGUAAAUAUCUGAAUGCGUCACUGCUGUUUUCUGAGUGAAUGACACGUUUAAAUGCGCGUACCAAUUUCCCCUACUUCAUCCAGCAGGGAGCAUAACUAAAGAUAUUUGAGAACUCGGUCAUUUGCACCAGCUAACAGGAGAUAUAUAUUAGAAAAGCAUCCCAACAUCGGGUUUUCCUCUUGAUUUCAUCUCAGCUGGAGUAAUCCCAGGGCUUUCUGGCCAUUAAGUUAAAGGGUGGGUUGUGGACCAUGUCAGCCUUAAGUGCUUAAAUAUAAAAUAAGGUGAGCUGCUGGCUUGUUUGUUCAGUUGAUGUUAUUCAUUUUCUGUUGAAUGGGGAUAGAGAAGAUUAAAUCUUCCUGAAUUCCUUAGUUUGUGCUCUUUUCAUACAGCAUCUUUGGUUUGUUCCCUGCAUAAAGAGUUUUAGAACUGUGAAACAGCACAUCCAGAAGUUAUUAACAGUGACUUCAGAGAUACUUUCAGUUCUUGUCAGCAGCAGAGAGGAAUCUUGGCCUCUUUGUUAAGCUACUACCUGAAUGAAUGAAAUGUGCUGUUGACAGGGUAGUUAAGCAGCAUCUGUAGGCAACCACAAGUAACUACUUAGUUCUGUCGUUUACAAAACAUUGCUAUUGAGCUGUGGCUUUGCUACCCUCAGAGUUCAUCUCCAAGACAAAGCAAGUCUUGCCUCGUCCAAUCACAUCUAUGAAAUAGUAUGAAAUUGUCUAUGAAAUUCCAUUUUCAGCAGCAUAUAUUUCUGACUUAGCUUUUAGAUGGGGCUGUUACGUCACUGUUAGAGGAGGAUGAGGGAAGCCCUCAUUUGUAAUAUUUAUUUGGCUGUUUGUACGUACUUUUCUUGUUUCUGUGUUUAUUUUGCUGAAGAAGGAAAAUAUAAAUCCAUUUGUGCAUUAGUCUUCCUUGAUGCAAGCAAUGAGAUAAAUGUCUUUCUCUUAGUUAUCAUUGAAUUUAUUGAGAAAACCCAGAUUGUUUCUUUUUAAUGACUUUGCUUCACGUUUUCAUUGCUGUAAGUAGUUUGACUGUUUUAAAAUUAUUUGAAACACUGUAUGCAGGAAUUGAUAAAAGAUGUCCUAACUCUUCAAGCCUGUGUUAGCAGUGCCUAUCUUACCAGUAAUUUAGAAUAUACAAUUGUAUCUCUUAUUUUCUCCUACUAAAAAAAGAUGCCAUUAAAAAGGUGCUUAAAUGGUAAUGCUUUCCUAAGAAAAUAGUGCAUUCUGGCAGAUUUGAGUGGUAAGACUUAAACAAGGGAACUAAGGACUAAGGACUGUGAAUUCUUGCACUGUGUAGCUCUUCCAUGUUGCUUUGCUUUUUUAUUUUAUUUUAAUUUUCCCUGUUUCAUUUUGCUAAACACAUUUAUUUUCUUAUGUUGGUGUUUAUGCACAUACUAGAAAAGGAUGAUUCUUCUGGUAACAGAGUUCUUUGGUAUGCUUUGAGAGUGUGCUAUUUUCACUAGAAUAUAGAGAUAUUCUUCAUAUUCUAGUGAGAGGGGACACACUGAGUAAAAGUGGAAUAUUUACCCUUUUAAACUGUUACCAAUAGUUGCAACAAGAUACACAUGGAGUAAUAAACUUUUUCUGUUUAUCAAUAGGUACCUAAAUUGUAAAGGUUCAAGGAGAGAGGCUAAGCAAUAAUGCUGUUCACUGGCAAAAGCAUAUAAUUGACAAAAACAGACCCUUCCUCCCAGUUCUGUAAGUUCUUUGGGAAAACUUGUCUGAUCCAGAGCUGUUGACUGUAUGUAUGGAAGUGAGUUCCAACUGCUGAGUUGUGAUGAAGGUACUCCACCGUCCUAUUUGUCAGGAAGAAAACAUACCAAAACUGUGUGUGUUUGUUUGGUUUUUUUUAGAGGACAAGUUAAGCUGUAGGUAUCUUAAAUUUGUGUGUGCUUUCUGAUACUGCUUAUAAAGAAGCUGUGGAAAGGUAAACUAAGUGAGACUGUUUCAAGUUUUGUUCACAGCUUAGUGCCUUUCAUAAACGAGUUUUCAGUGAUAGAAAGAUCUAAAGUGCACACGUUUCUCUUUUUGGCAAUCUAGUUGGCUAUGAUCAAGCUUAAAAUUUUAAACUUUUGCACAGAAGAUAUCUGUCAGAUAGCAGUUAUAGAGAAUGGAAUAAGGGGGGUAUUACCCAGACAAUAUGCUGCUGCAAAGAUAUGUAUCUGAGCAUUUAAGUUAGGAAAAGUCAUAUGCACCAGUAGGUGUUUCCUAAUCUAUUCAGCACUAACAAGACCCCAGCAUAGUAGUGCUGUGCUUGAUCUUAGGGACUACACUACUAGAUGGAUUUGGAGCAGCAGGAAAAACAGAAAGAUUAUGAAGACUAAGAAAUGUGACCUCGUGCAAACGGUUUAAGAAACUCCAGUUCUCUUUCUGUCUGAAAAAAAUAAAAAAGCGGAGGCAACUGUAAGUCUUCAAAUGCAUCAAAAGCUGUUUCAAAGAUGAGUAGUUUUCUUUUCCAGGUUCAGAGUGACUAGCAUAAAAAGUAAUGAGAUUAUUUUAAAUUGCUAUAAGAAGAUUUCUGGUAGCACUUGUUUUCUCCCAGUGUUUCAAGUAAAGAUAAUGAAAUACUGUAGUACUGUGAGGAAACAGGAUUCUGCAACACAAAAAGCCUUUAUGGGCAGGUCAAGCACACUUCUGUUACAUCUUUUUCCAUCUGUUCCCCUUCCACCUCCAACAAAAUCGGUAAUAGUUUAAAUACUACUACUUUUUUACUUUCAGAAAAUCCAGUUAGACAGUUUCUGAAGGUAGUGUCUUUACUCCCACUGGAAACUUCUGGGAUUCACAAACUGAAAAAAUGCUGCAUUUGUAUAUAGCUCACCUAUGUUCUGGAAUAUUAGGUGACUACCCAAAGUCCCUUUUUCUGUGAUUAUUUGGAGCAAGCCAUUCUCCCCUGUCCCAGUACCUAAGUUCGCUGCCUAGACUGAAGUCACUUGGUUGGCUUCCUCCUGCAUGAGUGGUGCUGUGGUGGCUGUGUGGGACCUUGCCUGCUAUUUGCUGCAUGGCCAUCCAGACAAGGGUGAGGGAUUACACAGGAGGAAUAUCAGUAUUUUAUUCUUUUUUUAGUGGUGCUGUCACUGCAAAAUUGAUCCUGCUUCUUUGGGUAUUGUGAAGAUGGGUCUUGCUUAUAGGAUGAGUUCUUCAAUCUUUAUUAAAUGUUGAAAUAAUUGGUUGGAAAUUACUACUGAAGGGUAUAAUUGUACUCCUCUGUAUGUUCAUGGGAUUUGGCAUGAAUUUCUAGUAGAUGGUGCAAGCCUAGUGCAAUUUCUUUCCUUACAAAAUCAAACCUUUAUCUUUUACAUAGAUUUGGAGAAGAAUAAAAUGAAUUGCUAUAAA
Molecule: messenger RNA, 5206 nt
Organism: Lagopus leucura (white-tailed ptarmigan)
Lineage: Eukaryota; Metazoa; Chordata; Aves; Galliformes; Phasianidae
Gene: RNF8
Product: ring finger protein 8
Exons: 8
Coding region: 1-1572 (523 amino acids)
Biological process (GO): double-strand break repair; protein K48-linked ubiquitination; ubiquitin-dependent protein catabolic process
Cellular component (GO): nucleus; cytosol; site of double-strand break
Molecular function (GO): histone binding; ubiquitin protein ligase activity
Source: RefSeq, a predicted model, not a curated record